Thunnus maccoyii (southern bluefin tuna) is the source of this 607-nucleotide messenger RNA. RefSeq names its product fatty acid-binding protein 10-A, liver basic-like. Lineage: Eukaryota; Metazoa; Chordata; Actinopteri; Scombriformes; Scombridae. Gene Ontology annotation, molecular function: fatty acid binding. The transcript is spliced from 4 exons. Bases 179 to 559 code for a protein of 126 amino acids. The record is from RefSeq and is a predicted model, not a curated record. Gene Ontology annotation, cellular component: cytosol; nucleus. Gene Ontology annotation, biological process: fatty acid transport.
AGAUGUUACACAACAGAAUGAACAGAAAAUUCAGUACUUUAUGGCUCUCACAGGAAAUUCCAGUUCAAAUAACAGGGAGUUUGAAGUCCCCAACAUGCCAACCAGUAGUGUGUGUGUGAUGGCAUAAUGACAACAAGAAACAACAAACACUUUCAGGCAAGCAACACAAGCAGCAGUCAUGGACUUUAACGGCACCUGGAAAGUUUAUUCUGAGGAAAACCUUGAGGAUUUCCUGAAAGUAGUCGGUGUACCUGAAAAGGUUGUCAAGAUGCGUAAGGAAGUCAAACCUGUGAUAGUGAUAGAGCAGAAGGGCAAAGACUUCACCUACACAAUGAAGACUCCCGUGUUCACAAAAGUCCACUCGUUCAGCAUCGGAAAAGAGACAGAAAUUACCACUUUGGAUGGCAAGAAGAUUAAGUGCAUCAUGAGAGAGGACGAUGGGAAGCUGAUUGCUGAGACCGACAAGUUCACCACUGUCCGAGAAAUCCAAGGGGAGGACAUGGUUGAGACUGUCACUGCCGGCUCUGUAACUUUCAUCAGCAGAAGUAAACGAGUCUAAUCAACACCCUGUGGAUCUCUCUCAGGCCUUCUCAUCUCCAAGCAAGGA